Paraphaeosphaeria sporulosa is the source of this 1499-nucleotide messenger RNA. RefSeq lists its product as uncharacterized. Bases 191 to 1357 code for a protein of 388 amino acids. The record is from RefSeq and is a predicted model, not a curated record. The transcript has a single exon. NCBI's taxonomy places the organism in Eukaryota, Fungi, Ascomycota, Dothideomycetes, Pleosporales, Didymosphaeriaceae.
AUUCCGUCUUAUGUCGAUGCCGCUGACCUGAUCCCCACCACAGUAUCGCUACACUGGCGGCAACGCCAACGGCACAUCUGCCCGCCCAAAGACUGCAGAGGCGAAGCAAUGGGAUUUGACCUCGACUGACGCCCUCGGACGAACCAUAUCAGCAAGCGCAGCGCCUGCCGCGCCUGCGCCCGGAGCACUCAUGGACGCGACGCGGGGCUCCGUCUCGAGCGCAUCGGUUGCCCAGAGCACCAAACUUGAGGAUUCUGCUAUUUUCGCAAAUCCCUUUGCCUUGCGCCAUGGCCGCCGCUACCUUCGAGACCUGCCGUAUCCCCUUCCCUGCGACCUGCCCGAGCUCCAGCGCCAGAACCUACACACCCUCCUUUCUACGUCCGUCUUUGGCCGCGCUCUUGGCUCCAGCCCGAACCCUGAGCGGCCACCUCACAAAGUCCUCGAGAUUGCAUGUGGUAGCGGGUACUGGUCUUCGCUAUGCCACGAGUACCUGUACGGCCUGGGCUACGAGGAUGUUCAGUACACUGGUCUCGAUAUCGUGCCCGUAGCAGCGGACCUGCGCAAACAGAACAUAGACUGGAGAUUCGUCCAACACGAUUUGCGAAAGGUGCCGCUACCGUUCGAUGACGGCGAGUUUGACAUUGUGGUUAUGAAGGACAUGAGCAUGGUGGUGCCACUAGGCUCCGCAUCUCAGAGGGUUCUGGACGAAGCCAUCCGGAUAUUGAAGUCCGGAGGAACGUUGGAGAUAUGGGAAACCGACCAUGUUAUCCGAUCUAUCCUACCGCACCCUCCACCGCCGCCGGGCAAGAACCCCCAGGAAUACGCCUGCGCAGUUGCAACUGGGACCUUCAUGAUCUCCCCGAUCACACCAUUUACCGAAGUCCACAACAAGUUUCUCGCGUCGUCGAACAAUUGGAUAACGGAGGCCUUGGAUAAGCGGAAGCUGUCACCCACGCCGUGCGUGCGUAUCUCGCAGAUGUUAUUACAAGAGACCGAGACCCUUCAAGGGGUGGAGAAUCGGAGAGUAGCUAUUCCCCUGGGUGAGCUGCGGUGGGAGCGAGAGGCCGCAGCAGAGAGACAGGCGGCGAAUCGUCGUGGCAGCGAAGCAGCGCGUACCAAGAAGAGCGGGGACAGCGCGACGCUUACAGACGAACAAGCAGCUCUGAGACACACAGCGUUGCUCGUGGUCAUCCAGAUGAUCGAGAGUCUGGAGCCGCUGCUGAAGGAAGUUAGUGGCAAGUCGCAGGAGGAAUGGCAGACUUGGUGGGGCUCGAUGAUGACAAACUUGCUGCAGGAAAAGGGCGCCUCGAGCGGAGAAUGCCUGGAGAUCGGAGUCUGGUGGUGCCAGAAGGUCUGAUAAUGCGCGUGUGCAUACCUUUUGCUUUGAGAUAUCCCCUCGUGGCCUGGUUUCAGGCUCACUGCAAUUCGCUGGCGAAGCAAUUAUACCUUAUCAUAGCGUUGACGCAAAGCGCGGUACCGCUUUAGGUAGUACAAUGCUU